Molecule: messenger RNA, 3329 nt
Organism: Pygoscelis adeliae (Adelie penguin)
Lineage: Eukaryota; Metazoa; Chordata; Aves; Sphenisciformes; Spheniscidae
Gene: ANAPC4
Product: anaphase promoting complex subunit 4
Exons: 27
Coding region: 204-2288 (694 amino acids)
Biological process (GO): protein K11-linked ubiquitination; positive regulation of mitotic metaphase/anaphase transition; anaphase-promoting complex-dependent catabolic process
Cellular component (GO): anaphase-promoting complex; nuclear periphery
Source: RefSeq, a predicted model, not a curated record
UACUUCAUCGGCUUGCAAACUUUCAGCGAGUGUGGAGUUUGCCUCCAAAUGAAAAUACAGGAAAAGAAGUUACUGCUCUUGCUUGGAGACCAGAUGGCAAAAUUUUGGCUUUUGGCCUUACUGAUACCAAGCGGAUUGUUCUGUGUGACGUAGAAAAACCUGAAAGCUUGCACUCCUUCUCCGUGGACUCAUCUAUUACUUACAUGCAUUGGAUGGAAGUAACUGAGGAAAGCAGUGUUCUCACUUCUUUUUACAAUGCUGAGGAUGAAUCAAAUCUCCUUUUGCCUAAAUUACCGGCGCUACCAAAAAAUUACAGUACCACUGCAAAAAUUUUCAGUGAAGAAAAAUCAGAUGAGAUUAUGAAGCUUCUGGGUGAUGUAAGGCUUAAUGCUCUUGUCCUUGGUGGCAGCUCAGGAUUUAUUGAGAUUUAUGCUUAUGGAAUGUUCAAGAUUGCUACAGUAACUGGGGUGGCAGGUUCUUGUCGUGGACUAUGUUUAUCUAGUGAUUUGAAAUCACUAUCAGUUAUUACAGAGAUACGAGACUCUUCAGACAGCGAAGCAGAGAUAACAUAUUUUCAGCUGGACACUAGUCUAUUAUCAAGUUACUUACCUGAGGUAACUCGAAUGGCCCGGAAGUUUACUCACAUUUCAACUCUGUUACAGUAUAUAAAGUUGUCAUUGACGUGCAUGUGUGAAGCAUGGGAAGAAAUAUUGAUGCAGAUGGACUCACGGCUAACAAAGUUCGUCCAGGAAAAGAAUACAACCACUUCUGUUCAGGAUGAGUUUAUGCAGCUGUUGUUAUGGGGCAAAGCAAGUCUGGAACUUCAGGCAUUGCUAAUGAACCAACUGACAGUAAAGGGUUUAAAAAAACUCGGUCAGUCCAUAGAGUCUUCCUAUUCUAGCAUACAAAAGUUGGUCAUAAGUCAUUUGCAGAGUGGCUCUGAGGCACUGUUAUACCACUUGAGCGAAUUGAAAGGAAUGGCUUUAUGGAAACAAAAAUAUGAGUCUCUGGGAUUAGAUGCAUCCGGAAUUGAAGAGGCUAUUACUGCUGUUGGUUCUUUCAUCCUGAAAGCAAAUGAGCUGCUUCAAGUUAUCGACAGUAGUAUGAAAAACUUCAAAGCAUUUUUUCGAUGGCUGUAUGUUGCCAUGUUGAGGAUGUCAGAAGAUCAUGUGCUUCCAGAGCUGAACAAGAUGACUCAAAAAGAUAUCACGUUUGUUGCUGAUUUUCUUACUGAACACUUCAAUGAGGCACCAGAACUUUACAAUCGUAAAGGAAAAUACUUCAAUGUGGAGAGAGUUGGCCAGUACUUGAAAGAUGAAGAUGAUGACCUUGUAUCACCACCUAAUACAGAGGGAAACCAGUGGUUCAACUUUCUUAAAAAUAGUACUCAUCUGAAAGAAAGUCCACUUUUGUUUCCCUACUAUCCUGAGAAAUCACUGCAUUUUGUCAAAAAGCAAAUGGAAGGGGUCAUUGAUCGGUGUUUACAAAAGCCAGCGGAUGUAAUUGGAAAGUCAGUGCAUCAAGCAGUCUGCAUGUCUCUUUACAAAACUUCUCAAAGUGAAGAUUCCACACCUCAAUUAUUUAAACUACCAUUUCUGUGGAAUGAUAAAACAUCCAAUAUACAUUAUGUUCUCUUCACCAUAUUAGAAAAUUCUAUUUCUAAAAUACACAUUUUGAGGAGACAUACUGAUACUUCCAGGUCUGUCAGUAAUGGAAUUCUUGCAGUAGAUUUUGGAAACUUCUUGAACAACAGUAUAAAUGAGAGCUCAGACUCCAGAUGCUACAGUUGUUUAGAUGCACACUUCUAUGAUGAUGAAACUGUAACUGUAGUUCUGAAGGAGAGUGCGGAACAAGAGGGGAAGGAGAGAGUUUUGGCUCAGCUGCCUUUAUCUUCAAUAUACACAGAUGAGGACCAAGACAGGGAAUUCAUCUGGGAUUCUACUAAAAGGCUGGAUGAGCAAAGUGGUGAAAUAUGCACAUGUACUGUCGUCUUGGAGAAUCAGUGGAGAGUGCUGGAGAAUAUGAAAGCUCAGUAUGUUUCUGUAAAUGGCAUUAGAAAAGUUUCCUGUGUGCUAAGUUCAAAUCUCCGUCACGUGAGGGUGUUUGAGAUGGAUGUAGAGGAUGAUGGGGAAGUUGAGGAAGAAGAGGAAGAAGAAACAACUCAGAUUGCAGCUGGGGAACCUGAUGAGCUAAAUCAGUCUGCAGAUAACCAGGACAAUGUGUGUGGUCCAUCUGCUGAGGAACUACCUGAUGAAACUGAAGAACGUGAAUCAAGUCUGGAUCCUUGACAUAGGCUUUUAUACUGGUAAAGGGACAAGACUGUAAUCUAACUUCAGGCUGCUGAGAUGAUAUAUCCUGUACCUACUCAAGCAGCUGUAGCAGGAUGUUGUGUGUCAGAAUUCUGUAUUGCUUCUCAGCUAAGACUGUGUUCUAGAGUACAUUUAUUUGACCCUUUUUUGUCUGGCACAUGGUUUGGUAUGAACUAAAUUUCCUUGAGAGCUUUUCCAUUUGCAUUUUUUUUAUAGGUGAGGAGAGAAAGAAAUACCAACUAAUGUUUUUGUAGUUAACCUGUUCAGUCCUAAAUACUGAUAUUAAGAUAAAAUGAACUUGUAUGUGAAAACAACAGAACUCAGGACCGAAUUAAUUUCUUCUCAGACUUCGUGUUCUAGUAAUGGGUACAGAAGCUUCCCAUAGAGCUGAAAUUUAGGAGUGUGUAUGGCCAACAACAAGCUUGCAGAUCAGCAUAAGACUAGUUAGACAACAACAUUUAGCAGUUGUUGCUUAAAUACAUACUUUUAAAAACUCUUGAUAAUAUCUGACCUCAAUAACACAGUAUUUCAAUCUGCAGUUCUUUAGUCCUCAGUGCAACAUUUGUGUGUGUGUGUAUGUGUGUAUGUUUUGUCAAAUGUUUGCAUGACUCAGCCUGCCUAGUUUCUGUGAGAUUGUUCCUGAAAGUCUGUCUUCUCCAUCUGGUUUUUUUGUAAUGAAAAGUCACAACAGAGAGUAUAUUUUUUUAUUCCGAUAUGGUAUUGUAUGUCGUGCAUAGGCUUCAGCAUAAUCAUGUUUCUUACUAAUUUAUAUAUUGUGGUAGGAAUGAUGUAGUGCUAAGCAGUAGAAGCUAGAAACAGUGUUUAGAAAUCUAAAAUGUUUUCUUCUUCCCUACUAGCUGUCAGAGUCUUAGCUGACUUAAAACUCAGCUCUUUGAAUGAACGAUGCUGCUAAAUGCAUGAUCUUCCUUCAGAACAGUGAGUGUACCUUGUAUUUGUGAAGAGGACCAGGUCUUAUGCAUGUGCUCCAUUUUGUACUUCAAAAAUAAACAAAUCUUCUGA